AUGGACCAAGGGGAACCCGAACCCAAAUCCCAGUCCCUUCCAACACCACCGGCUCCUGGACCCCUGUCCCUCCAGGUGCCCCUGCUCCUUCUCCCUUCCCCUUUCUCUUCGGGAUCUCCCCAGGUUGCUGCCCUGAGCGUCUCCAUCCGCAGCGGGGAGCUCCGAGGUCUCCCUCCUUUGCCUCUGCUUGAGCAGCUUUCCAAAGGGCCCGGCUUCCCCAUGGAUCGCGCUCCGGAGCACGAGCACUGCCAGGAGACUCUCUGCACUGGCAAUGGGAAGGUGCCGAGCAAACCCUGUCUGCGCUGGAAUCCGCCGCUGAAGCCAAGGAAGGCGCCGCUCGGGAAGAGCCCAGGGCUGCGGGACCAGCGGGAGCAGCAGCAGCAUCUUGCUGGAAAGAGGCUGCUGGGUCCUUGCAUUUCCAGCCCUGUUGAGCCCGGCCGGGUGCAGGGCUCCGCUGGCAGGAGUCGGCUGUGGGAUAACAGGACAGGGGCUGAAUCCAGCGGGAAGCGGCCGGCAGGAGCCUCGACGCGCCGGUUCCUGGAGCCUGAGGGACAAACGCUGCUCCCGGAGGGUCCCUGGUGCCCGGCCGGGCCGCGGGAGGAACCGGGCCCGGAGCAGGGCCGUUCCCGCAGCCACGCGCUCCUCCGCCGGCUCCGUGCGCGGGACGCCGGCGGUUCUGGUUUCAGGAGCCGGAAACCUGCCGGGUCUGGAAUAGAUCAUUGA
Messenger RNA from Tinamus guttatus (white-throated tinamou), 723 nucleotides. The record is from RefSeq and is a predicted model, not a curated record. Lineage: Eukaryota; Metazoa; Chordata; Aves; Tinamiformes; Tinamidae.